AUGAAGCUUCAGACUCCUGGAGGCGUGGGCACCCGUGUGUACAUGCUGGACGCGUCGGGUAAGAAAUACAAGCAAUUCAACCUGCUCAACAAGGAAUUUACGUUUGACGUAGACGUUUCUUCAUUACCCUGUGGUUCCAACGCCGCGCUUUACUUCACCAAGAUGGAUCCCGAUGGUGGUACCUCGCGUUUUCCUACAAAUCGCGCCGGUGCAGCGUAUGGAACUGGCUAUUGUAAUGCCCAGUGCCCGAAAGAUGUCAAAUUCAUUAAUGGUGAGGCCAACCUCAAGCAAACCUACGGUUCUUGCUGCAGUACGGUGGCCGUUUGGGAGGCUAACAGCAUGGCUACAUCUUAUUCAACUCAUGCCUGCUCCAUUAAGGACCAACAUCGUUGUCUCACUGAUGCAGACUGCGGAGCUGCUAACGAUGAACCAGUGGCAGGCAUGGGUUGGUGUGACAAGCCAGGUUGCGGCUAUAAUCAAUUCCGCAUGGGCAAUACGAUGAAUUACGGCCCUGGCGAUAAAUUCGACAUUGAUACGACCAAACCAUUUACGGUUGUCACGCAGUUUUUGACGAGAGAUGGCAGCGAUACUGGCGAGUUAGUUGAAAUUCGUCGCAUUUUCAAGCAGUUUGAUAAAAUUUUUGAGAAAACCCCAGUGAGUCCAUUGCCCGAGCUGAAUGGUGCUAGCUCGAUCUCCGAUACGUUCUGCAAAGCGUCAAAGGACUUUAUUUGGCGAAAGCCUGGUGAAUAG
This is a messenger RNA of Peronospora belbahrii, 750 nucleotides long. The record is from the annotation of a GenBank genome assembly. NCBI's taxonomy places the organism in Eukaryota, Oomycota, Peronosporomycetes, Peronosporales, Peronosporaceae.